AUGAGUCGACUUGAUACCACAAGUUUAAUGGUUGUUGUCGAGUACUUGAACGACAUAGCCUUAUUCCACAAUUUUGAAGAAAUUAACAAACGUUGCCAAGACGUGCUGAAGUGUUUUAAAGUGAACCCAGAAGUUAACCAACACAUCAGCCUCGAGCUUUUAAAGUUGUUUCCCAACAUCCAAACUCUUUCCUGUUCUGUCGAAGAUUACAUAAAAGAGGGUGUCACUCAGCCUUUUGAGUUGUAUAAAUUGAGAGUCGAGGCUGUUGCGAUAGAAAUCCUCGAUCAAUUCCAUGACCAAAUUUCCUCUUUGAAAAUUGGUGUGUACAAUGGUACGUCCCCUUCACUCCCAGAACAUUUUGAUCUCUCUUCUUAUCACUUUUUAAAGCAGUUGGAGAUCAACGCAAACACCACGGUGAUAUCCAUCAACAGCCCCAAAUGCCUCCAACGCCUCAAAAUUGCCGAGUGCCGCAAUCUAACGACACUUCACAACUGCAGUGCGCUAAAGUUGUUAAGACUGUAUGAUUGUAAACAGUUCUCCGACGUCGCUUUUAUAACAAAUUGUGAUGAAAUGACACGCCUCGAGAUUAUGAAAUGCGGAACGAUCAACAUGUUGGAUCUCAAAAAUUGUCAUUCACUCAAGCACGUAAUCACAGCGAACUGUGAGAACCUUGUUGACCUGAAAGUGCCUGACUGUGUGACAUGUCUUGAGGUUGACGGUUGCCGCAAUUUACAAAAUCUUGAGCUCGGUAAUGGAAUCACAGAACUCAAAAUGUACUGUUGCCCUGUUUUAAAAUCAUUUUCACUUCCACAAAAAGUCAAAAACCUCUCACUUUCCGGGUUUGAUAAGCUUGAAGAGAUUGUCGGGGCGGAACAAAGCAAACAGUUAAGGCGAAUAAAAGUGGUCCAUUGCAAUGAAUUGAAAUGUGAAAAAUUCAAAUUGCCUGUUGGUAUUCAGGAACUUGACAUUGACACAAGUUCUUGUCUUCAAGGGGACAUCGACUGGAAGAAGUACUUGGAGUUGGAAAAGGUGAACAUCGAGAAUUGCUCGGGAAUGGAAAGCAUUGAAUUACCAGCACACGUUCAAGUGUUUACAAUUGAUAACUGCGUAAGACUACAAAUGGUUUCACUGCCGAUAUCAUUAAAGAAAGUUGCGCUAACGAAAUGCGACCUAGUGGACGAAAUUAGAACUGACGCAAAGUGUGAAAUUUUGGCGCAGAAGUGUAUGUCGCUGAUGAGUAUAAAGGGGACGAACAUCAAAAAGUGUUUAGUGUAUGACUGCCCACUCUUAAAUACAGAGAACUUGAAUGAGCGAAACGUACCCACAAUCAACUUGCAAAGUUUGCAGUUGUGA
Entamoeba invadens IP1 is the source of this 1353-nucleotide messenger RNA. RefSeq lists its product as hypothetical. The transcript has a single exon. Lineage: Eukaryota; Evosea; Mastigamoebida; Endamoebidae. The record is from RefSeq and is a predicted model, not a curated record. The coding region runs from base 1 to 1353 and encodes 450 amino acids.